Branchiostoma belcheri (Belcher's lancelet) is the source of this 1108-nucleotide messenger RNA. RefSeq lists its product as uncharacterized. The coding region runs from base 449 to 1108 and encodes 219 amino acids. Lineage: Eukaryota; Metazoa; Chordata; Leptocardii; Amphioxiformes; Branchiostomatidae. The transcript has a single exon. The record is from RefSeq and is a predicted model, not a curated record.
CUCAGUUCAAACUCAUGAUGUUCUGUUGAUGUCAACGUCAAUACGAUUCCAAAUUCUCCAGGACAACUCCAUGGCAACAAGGUGUUCGAAAAUCAUACCAUGCUUUCAGCAGGUAGGGACAGGUGUUUUAUCUCUGUUAUUUUUCUCUAAUUUCUUUCAUAUGAUGUAACGGAAGAGUCAAAGAUGCAGAUUUCAUCAGAAUCAACAUCGUUUCAAGCGUUUUAGUUAUCCAUACGUCCUUGUUAUUUGAUAACUCCGGGUACAAAUUUUAAAACACCCCUUCUCUUCCAGUGAUGGAAUGUCUGUUUCGAACGUAUCGACCGUUAACUUUCAAAUCUCGCACUUGUGACUUUGACACCGUGGAGGAAGGGUCUACCUUUUCUCUCCGAGUUCGAAUCGCAUUCUGAAACACUGAGAACGACAUUCACUUCAUUGCAAGGAUCCAGACAUGAGUCCUUUCUCGCCGACUUUGCAUUCGCCUUCAGCGGAGCAGUGCGCCUGGGAAGUCAUGAAACCUUUCCGGGUCUUCGGUCCCGCCUGGAUGCGGAACGCCGGUCGUCCCAUCAGGCAGGAGCUCCCCGACCACGUCCGCUUCUGUGAAGACUGCGGGCGGCCUCACGACGACAUCGAGACCACCUGGGAGGUAGCUGGAGCAGGGUACCUGGCACAGCUGCCUCCUCAGGGCCCCAUCUGUGACACCUGUGGUCGCCGUACUGGCGUAACCAGUACCGUACGCCUCGCACGGUGGGGACAGGGGUGGCGAGUCGUCGAGUGGCACCGCUUCGACUUCCUCCUCCUGAGCGCUGACAUCUGGGGGACGCUGGACGACGACCCCGUCUGCUUUCUUGUGGAGGACCACUGGGAGGACGACACCUACCGACCUGGUGACGAAGUCCACUUCCACCACUUGGUAGCGCUGUUCCAGACCCUGCGCCAGGGAACGCCGUCAGAGAUGGCAGCCGCUCACCACGCCAUCAUCAACUGGACCAGUAGCGAGGAGACAGCUGUUGGUGUAGCGAUGGACGACGAGCUGUCUGACUUGGAAAACGACCACUGGAUGCCUUGGAUCGUGGAUGUGGAGGACCUCUUUAUGCAACGUCCACAGUAA